Dentiscutata erythropus is the source of this 220-nucleotide messenger RNA. Lineage: Eukaryota; Fungi; Glomeromycota; Glomeromycetes; Diversisporales; Gigasporaceae. The record is from the annotation of a GenBank genome assembly.
AUGGAAACUCAAGUUGAAAGAGUUGUAUUAGGUAUACGUAAAGUUGACGAAAGAACUUUUUAUUUUGAUACUUUAUGGAAUAGAUUAUUUUAUUAUAGAUUGUUUCAAGAAAAAAGUAAUUUUAAAAAUUUUGAAUUACAAGAUAUAUUAAUACAUUUAAAAAUUACAUCAUAUCAUAAUAGAGUGCAAGGAAGUACAAUCAAUAUACCUGUUACAAAAG